AUGAAAGUUUGUCAGUUGACUGAUCGAAUAGAAGCGCUGGAACAAGAAGUGGAAAAAUAUCGGAUAUUGGCAGGAAUUGAAAAUCUCACCCGAUCAUCAUUGCUCGACGAAUCCAACCACGCGCAUCGUUCCGAAACAGGCCCUUGUUCCCCGCCUUCUCAUCCCGGCUUCGAGAGACGUUUUAUGAAGCGCUUCACCACCAGUUCUCCGGUUCGCGGGGAUCGCCCACGCCCAAUGCGUGUUGGUUUCAGUUUUCCCGAGGCUGUCGAUGCCGAUAGCAAUCCGCACAAACCGCCCCAGCGACCUCGAGCUCGCAGUGAAGUGACAGAUGCCGCUGACGCUAUGCGAUCCGCGAUCGAUUCCCCACCACCACCACCACCUCCUCCUGCCUCAAAUGCGCCGGAAGUCGUCGAUCGAACUGGUGUCAUCAGCCCGACUACGAGCUCACCCGGCUCCCAUUUGUCCGAUUUUGUGACAGACGAAUUGCCCCGAACCAAAGGAUUUCUACGGCGAUUGAAACAAAUGAGCGCCGCAACCGCUGCGAAUACGGCAACCGGAGGUAGUGGUAGCAGCACGGGCACGGAUUCUGGUUUGGGAAACUCGAGAACAAGUAGAACGGAUUCCCGAGACACAAGCACAAGAUCCGAAUUUUCCAUGGAUACAGAAGAUGGAGACAGAUCUCAAUAUCGCCAGACUAGUACAACAGAUCGUACCCCACAAGUACCCCAACGCAAUGCGGACUUGUUUCCACGAUCACUGGAACGGUCUGAUCGAACACCGAUGACCACCGCUUUACCACCGCAUCUCGAUAAUACCGAGCGUGCAGAUCCCUAUCAUUCGACUGAAGUGGAACCGGCCCCGUCCGCGUCCAAUUCUGCACAGGCCACCGAUGUUCUCGGUCGCGCGUUGCAUGCCAUGCAUCGAACUAACUACCCAACAGGGUUCACGGCGAACGAGGCUGGUUCACACGGGCCGCGGCUUCGAGUAAGCAUCUGCAUAGUUGUUUAA
Molecule: messenger RNA, 1008 nt
Organism: Echinostoma caproni
Lineage: Eukaryota; Metazoa; Platyhelminthes; Trematoda; Plagiorchiida; Echinostomatidae
Source: the annotation of a GenBank genome assembly